This is a messenger RNA of Plectropomus leopardus (leopard coralgrouper), 2082 nucleotides long. NCBI's taxonomy places the organism in Eukaryota, Metazoa, Chordata, Actinopteri, Perciformes, Serranidae. The record is from RefSeq and is a predicted model, not a curated record.
AUGGCUGGCUGCUUGGAAUCAUCCAGCAUUGAUGCUCAGCUUAACCAUCCUCCAAGUCUUCACAGUGACCAAGAGGAGGCAGUCAUCCAGACCUGUGGUUACUCCUGUUCCCCCCUCAAUGUAGUGGAUUCGAUAGUAGACAUCAUGUUCAUUGUUGACAUAAUCAUCAACUUCAGGACCACUUAUGUUAACUCCAAUGAUGAGGUGGUGAGCCAAUCUUCUCGGAUAGCAGUCCACUACUUCAAAGGGUGGUUCCUCAUUGACAUGGUGGCAGCCAUUCCCUUCGAUCUCCUCAUCUACCGCUCAGGAGAGGAGACCACCACACUGAUUGGCUUACUGAAGACAGCUCGGUUACUACGAUUGGUUCGUGUAGCCAGGAAGUUGGACCGUUACUCAGAGUAUGGUACAGCUGUGCUCUUCCUCCUCAUGUGCACCUUUGCCCUCAUCGCCCACUGGCUGGCCUGCAUCUGGUAUGCCAUAGGCAAUGUGGAACGGUCGACCUCAGCUGGAAUUGGUUGGCUGGAUAAUCUAGGCGAGCAGCUAGGAAAGCCGUACAAUGACUGCAUCAUUGGGUCGGGUCCCUCUAUCAGGGAUAAAUAUGUCACAGCUUUGUACUUCACCUUCAGUAGUCUGACCAGUGUAGGCUUCGGGAAUGUCUCCCCAAACACCAACUCUGAGAAGAUCUUCUCCAUCUGCAUUAUGCUUAUUGGCGCUCUGAUGUAUGCCAGUAUUUUUGGAAAUGUGUCAGCCAUUAUUCAGCGAUUGUACUCUGGUACAGCACGCUACCAUGCCCAGAUGAUGAGAGUUCGAGAGUUCAUCCGCUUUCACCAGAUCCCCAACCCCUUGAGACAGCGGCUGGAAGAGUACUUCCAACACGCUUGGUCAUACACUAAUGGAAUAGAUAUGAAUGCUGUUUUAAAAGGUUUCCCAGAGUGCCUCCAAGCAGAUAUUUGUCUCCACCUCAACAGGUCACUGCUUCAGAACUUUAAGGCUUUUAAAGGAUCCACUAAGGGCUGUCUGAGGGCACUAGCCAUGAGGUUUAAGACCACCCACGCUCCUCCUGGUGACACCCUUGUACAUGCUGGAGACCUGAUAUCAGCUCUGUACUUCAUUUCUAGAGGAUCCAUCGAGAUCCUCAAAGGAGACGUGGUGGUAGCUAUACUAGGAAAGAAUGAUAUCUUUGGGGAACCCAUCAAUGUGUAUGCUCUGCCAGGGAAAUCCAGUGCUGAUGUCAGAGCUCUGACCUACUGUGAUCUGCACAAGAUAAACAGGGAGGACAUAUUAGAGGUUUUGGACAUGUAUCCUGAAUUUUGUGAAUAUUUCUGGUCCAACUUGGAGAUCACCUUUAAUCUCAGAGAUGUCACACCAUCUCAGCACGGAGACAGAGAGCUGCCUAUAGGUAUAGAAGAAGGCACAGCGCACCCAUCCCCACCAGAGAUGAGUCCAGUGAGGGUGGUGUCAUCUGCAAACUUUAGGAGUGAUAUGGACUGGUGGCUUGAGGUGCAGCUGUUUGUGUACAGGGAGACCCAAGGAAUGGUAACACCUCUCACUGUGUGUCUCACUAUCUCUCACAUGUGUGAACCACAUGCAUUCUCAGGAGUGUCUGGCAUCUUUACAUUCUGCAAAUCAGAGAGUCAAGAGGAGCAGAGAUACCAGGAGGUGCCCUGCUCAGACAGCCUUCCCUCACCCUCUCCUGAGUCUCCCUCCAAGCAGUACUUUGACCUGCCCUCCUCCUUCCAACGUCCCUCCAACCAUCCUCCUCCUCCCCCUGUCAUUUCUCGGAGACAGAAGCUGGAGUUAGACAAGAGGCUGGAAGUACUCCAGCAACAGAUAACCAGGUUGGAAUCGCGUAUGUCAGCAGACAUCAAGACCAUCAUGCAGCUGCUGCAAAUGGAGAUGCCAAUGACCUUACCUUCCUACACCACUGUCACAUUAGCACCCAACAUACCUUCCUCCCCCGUCCUGUCUCCCACUGCUGCCUCCCCAACUGGCACCUCAAAAACUGCGUUUCCCACCAUCAACUCACCAUCCACCAACCGGCAGCAGCAACAGUCCAGUGAAAACCAAGAUCAAGUCUUUUGA